Molecule: messenger RNA, 3221 nt
Organism: Acipenser ruthenus (sterlet)
Lineage: Eukaryota; Metazoa; Chordata; Actinopteri; Acipenseriformes; Acipenseridae
Product: Krueppel-like factor 5
Exons: 4
Coding region: 177-1406 (409 amino acids)
Biological process (GO): regulation of transcription by RNA polymerase II
Molecular function (GO): DNA-binding transcription factor activity, RNA polymerase II-specific; RNA polymerase II cis-regulatory region sequence-specific DNA binding
Source: RefSeq, a predicted model, not a curated record
CCGCCCCCAAAGUGGAUCCUCAAGUACUAAAUGCGGUGACAGUGUUAGUUCAUAAAGUCCACUACGCACAGGUAGAGCGAAGGAAUACAAGGGCACAGCCAGCUGGGGAUAGUGUACAUCUGAUAAGUGUUCUUUGUGUGGGCAUACUGUGGAUAUUACAUCCUCCGUGUAAUUGUAUGGCUACCACCACUCUGUUAACAAUGAGUACAGGGAUGGGUCCAGGGCAGGAGGAGCUGUUUUACACCCUGCUCAAGCCUGCGCUGACUGGGGAAAACCUGGAGAGAGACUCGACUCCGUUCGUGGGAGAGCAUAUGAAGAACACUGCUGUCAGGAUUCUAACACAUGAAUUCAGCCAGACAAGAUCGGAAAUGGAAAAGUACCUGAUGCCACAGCCUCAGCCUCAGCCUCCACCAGUCCCCACUAUUCAAGAACAGAAGAAAUUCCGCAGAGACAGUGCUUCGGGGAUAGACCAGUUCUUUAAUGAGGAUGAAGGGUCACCUUAUAGCAUCAACAUGAACGUCUUCCUGCCUGACAUCACACAUCUGCGGACUGGGUUAUUCAAACCCCAGAGACCGGCCAUGACCCAAAUAAAGACUGAACCUGUCUGCUCUUACAGCCAGCAGAAUGGUCCCACUAACAUGGCACAGACCCUUCCCGAAUUCACAAGUGUGUUCAACACUUCCCAGGGAACUCACGUCAAUGGCAUCUAUAUCAAACAAGAGAUGCCUUCUCCAGAAAUUCCUCAGCAGGGUCACUUGUUUCAUAGUGAUGCCCACCUGCCUUCUGCGAUGUCUGAUUUGAAUGAUCUUCAUUUAGCCAGCCAACAGACUCCCGUAAAACAAUUUCACUGCAUGCCCAAUGGCACCUUUACAGUUCCAACACACUUUCUUCAUCAUCAACAGCAACAUAAAAUAAAACAGCAUCAUGGAACCUAUUUCCCACCCUCCCCUCCGAGCUCCGAGCCAGGCAGCCCCGACAGGCAGACAUUGUUACAGAAUUUCUCGCCUCCUCCUUCCUACGCUGCAAGCAUCGCUUCCAAGCUGGGGGUCCAGAAUCCCAAUAUCUCGCCAGCAAUGCAAAUAGCCCAGCAGUCCAUGCCAGUCCGGUUUAAUCGUAGGACCAAUCCAGACUUGGAAAAGAGGCGCAUCCAUCAUUGUGACUUCCAAGGUUGCACGAAGGUGUACACUAAGUCUUCUCACUUAAAAGCCCACUUGAGAACUCAUACUGGUGAAAAGCCAUAUAAAUGCAUGUGGGAAGGCUGUGACUGGCGGUUUGCCCGCUCCGAUGAGCUCACACGUCACUUCAGGAAACACACCGGGGCAAAGCCGUUCCAGUGCGCAGUGUGCAGUCGCAGCUUCUCACGCUCCGACCACCUAGCUCUGCACAUGAAGAGACACCAGAAUUAGACAGGACUCCCUGAGGAUGGGCAACUUGUAUUGCCCAGUGUUUGCUACCAAUAUAUACUUUUUUGAUAUGUUGCUGCCACAGCUAGAUUUGAUGGUACAUUUUCACACUAAGCUUUUUUUUUUUUUGGGGGGGGGGGGGGGGUGACUGGAACUUUAUUUUUGUAUAGUUUGAAUGCAGCAUGGAGGAACUAAGGAAAAGCGUGGUUUAGAUGGAAAGUUUUGUAGAAGGUUUCUUUUGCGGUAUUGAUGCAAAUAGGAAUGAGAAAGAGCUGGUGCUCGCUACAAAGGUUAUUUACAUCUCACAAAAACACAGCUUUAUAUACUGUACCUUUUGAGUUGUUUUGACCAAAGCACUGUUGACCGUAGUGGAAGUUUAGUAAAUACAUUGGAGGUCAGAGAAAUGUGCAAUGGAAAGGACAAAAGCCUUCAGGUAUUGUAGAAAGUUUAUGUAACCAAAGAACAAAGCUCAGAUACUACUUGAAAUUGCAUAACUUCAUUCCUAUUUUUCUUAAAUUGGUUCUUAUCGGAUAGGAAGGACACAUAUUAGUAUUACUAGUAUGUCUUGGUUUACUUGGUGAUCUUGGUUUUUAUUUAAAAACAUACGCUAAGAUUUUGUUAAAAGUCUUUUGCUACCAUACUGUUUAUGCAAAACUGUGUAAGAGACCCACAAAAUGCAAAUACCUUAUACUUAGGUAUAAUGGUGAUUUGUUCGUUGUUGGUCUGACACGUCAGUAAUACUGCAAAUACCAAGCUGGCCACAAGGUCUUAGUGUGUGUUUGCCUUUUAGUGUUUGACAUGGUUUGAAAAAGGUACAAUACGGACACAUUGCUUUAAAUACCUUCAAACUAAUGUUAUACAGAUCUUGGUUAUAAAGGUGAUUCAAUUUACCCCCAAAAAAUCAUAUAAAAAUGAUACAUGAGAAACUAACCAUUGAUAGUUUCUCAAACUGGAAAGCAAACAUAAGAGCUGGUUUAUUUAUAUUUAAAGCACUGGCAGAAAUAGGAUCACAUUUUACUGACUGGAUUUAUUUGACCUAAAACUAGUAACUUGCACUUUGUACUGGAUCACAAAGCAUAUUGGGCUGCCCUCCAAAGGGUAAAUGAAUGUAUUGCUACAUAUAUAAUUCUGGAAAAAGCUGAACAAGUUAAUAGAACAUAUUUUUGCCAUUCCAAUGGAUUGGCCAACAGAGGGAUCAGACUGGAUCAAAUUGUUAUAACAAUGUCCCCAUGUUUAACAUAAUAAACUUCACAGCUAUUUUCAGUUGUGCCAUGCUGAAUCCUGAUGAAUAUACAUACAAUAAUGUUUUAUAAUAAACUUAUGAACAGUACCUCCACUUGAAGUGUUUUCAAAGGUAUUUUAUAAUUAAGCCCACAAAUCAGGAAUACAUUUUUAUACAGCACUAGUUAGAAGCACAAUGUUUUACAUGGGUCUUUGUAACAGAGAGAAAUAUUUUCUUUGUUAUACAAGUAUUCCUUUCGCAGUGUGGUUAUUUAUUUCUCUAAAUUAAUGGUUUUUGGGGGAAAAAAAGGCAAACUAUAGGCCUAGUCAUUUAUACAAAUAACUGAAAUGCCUUAAGAAAUGUAAAUAUUUGGUAUCUGAUGUACAUAUUUUGUAAGAUGUGUCUAAUCUUUAUAUUGUACCAGGAAACCGAGGCAAACAGAGUUGCUGUCCUGCUUCAGCAUUUCAUUUUUUUGUUGUUUUACUUUUCUUUCAUUUUUGUAAUGUUCUAUUUAAAAAAAAAAAAAACAUUUUAAAUGUACAAUGAAGCUGGAAAAAUGUUCACAUGUAUAUAUAAUAAAACAAAAUGAUGCCUGA